UUACUAUUCAGUAACCCGUCUUGGACGGCAGUCGAAAGUGUCUCAAACACCGUCAUCAGAAACAUCACGGCUCUGUCGGCCCAGUUGACACAUUCAACAAGAUUCACAGAAGAUGCCACUGUCUUAUCCUCCAGAUUUGCCGAAGCUGCGAACGGCGUCAUCCAGGGAUUGCUCUAUGUUCCGGAUGUCCCAGACGGGCACCCGUGUCUUGAUGCAAUGGCGAAGCACAUACCUGCAUCUGCUCCCCGGCAGUCCGACCUCCCUCCAGCGCACUACCACAUGAUUGCCAUUGCUCCAUGGGUGAAUCAUACCUGCGCCGAGGUCUACUUAGCUUCGGCCCGCUCAGAUCCCGUGCGCGCCUUCGUUUUUUAUACUCUAGAAAACCCGUCCGUGUCUCCACCACCUGCCGACUCCCGGGAAUGGUACAUCCGUGAUGACGCUAGGUGGAUGUCAGAAACCAGCUGGCCCGUCUUCGCUGUAGCGGGCUCGGUUGGCGAGGUCAUGAUACGACACUCAAGUCUGUACUCGGGCAACCUGACCGAAGCGCCCUUUGGCGCUAGCAUAGCCGGUCUCUUCAACAGCAAUGCUGACGACUACCUUCGAAUCUGGACUGAGCUAGUCGUGAACACCCCACUAGUCCCUCUCGCGAUUUGGGUCUAUGCUCUCAUGAUUAUCGGCCUCCUGCUUGCCGUUAUCCUCUCGGCAUCGAUACUCAUGCAUCUGGUUCAAGCCCUGCGGCGUGCUCAGCUGCGCCGACGUGUCCGUUCCGGAGAGGUUAACCUAGAAGCUAUGGGCAUCAAGCAACUCACGGUCCCGAUGGACCACAUCCAAACAUUCCCGCUGUACACAUAUCAUUACGAGCCAGAAUGCAGCGGUCCAUCCCAGUCCCGGCGAUCCACGAAGCCCUCCAAGUCAAGGGUGCGAAGGAAGAGCCCUGGCGAAACUGCUAGUAAUCCCCCAAGCCAAGUUCCGACCGUUGCGACAGGUUAUCAACCAAGGUGCGAAAUCUGCCUCGAGCCCUAUGAAAACCGGUCAACAAUCAUCCGGGAACUCGCUUGCGGCCACAUCUUCCACCCCGAAUGCAUCGACGAGUUCCUGAACGAGAUCAGUUCUCUUUGCCCCUUAUGUAAAACCAGCAUACUCCCCAAGGGAUAUUGUCCCAAAAUCACAAAUGCCAUGGUGCGCCGAGAACGCGCCAUCCGGCGGAUACGAGGCCGAAUAGACCUACAAGACACCAAUGGUCGACAAAUGCAUAACCAAAGCUGGCUGCAAGUACUUAGGCAUAGGAUCUCCGGGGCAAAGAGCUGUCUAACGUCGCCCGUCCCUUCAACAGAGCCGAAAAUGAUACAGCUCCAGCUUCGGCCUACUCGUCGCGGCCAAGAUGGAAAUACCCAGGAGACUCGUACAGCAACACACGCAAGGCAACGCAUGCGUGAACUCGCGGGUCCGGGCCUGGACGAUGCGGAGGACGACGGUUCGACUCUUUGGAAACGUCUGCGGAACCGAGUGUUUCCUGGGUUUGACUGA
Canariomyces notabilis is the source of this 1527-nucleotide messenger RNA. RefSeq lists its product as uncharacterized. Gene Ontology annotation, molecular function: ubiquitin protein ligase activity. The record is from RefSeq and is a predicted model, not a curated record. Gene Ontology annotation, biological process: ubiquitin-dependent protein catabolic process. Lineage: Eukaryota; Fungi; Ascomycota; Sordariomycetes; Sordariales; Chaetomiaceae. The annotation marks the transcript as partial. The transcript is spliced from 3 exons.